AGUGCGCCCCCAGUUCUUUGACUUUACCUUUUCUUCAUCAAUUAAUGUGAUCAAUCAUCAAUAUCCAUAAAAGCUUCGAGCUUGAGAGAAACCCAGAAGUUGAGCUCCACACUCACCAUGCCUUCCAGAUCCAUCCUUUCCAGUCCCAACCCUCCAAGUCCAAGUUUUUUCAUUAAAACCAGAGUCAUCUUCCUCGCCCUCACAAUCUCAGCGUCUGUUGUAAUUGUAUGCUCGCUCAUAUACUUUCUUUACCACUUAUGGCAUUCCAUGGUACACAGAGCUAAAACUAUCCCCUUUGAUUCGAGUGCUCCUUUGAAGCUGGAAAGAUUCUCGUACAAAGAACUGAAGCAGGCCACCAAUGGCUUUGACGCCGCCAAUGUAAUUGGUAAAGGAGGGUCUGGAACUGUCUUCAGAGGAACCCUUAAAGACGGGAAAUUGAUUGCAAUUAAGAGGCUAGACGCCUUGUCUUUACAAACAGAGCGAGAGUUUCAGAAUGAGCUUCAGAUUCUAGGUGGGUUAAGAUCUCCUUUUAUUGUGACCCUUUUGGGGUAUUGUGUGGAGAAGAACAAGAGAGUGUUGGUGUAUGAUUACAUGCCCAAUAAAAGCUUGCAGGAGUCUCUGUUUGGAGAUGAUGGGUGUUUGAGUUUGAGCUGGGAGAGAAGAUUCCACAUCAUUCUGGAUGUUUCUAGAGCCUUGGAAUUCUUGCACCUUGGUUGUGAUCCUCCAGAUCAUGGGGAUGUUAAGCCGAGCAAUGUUCUUCUUGAUUCAGAGUUCCGUGGGAAGAUUUCAGACUUUGGAUUGUCAAGGAUCAAAGUGGAGAAUGAAUUUGGUGUGGAUUUGUUUAGCCAGGACUUGGGGAAGAGUCAAGAGCUAUGGAAGAGCGAAGAGCUUUCAGGUAAUUUAACUGCUGAAACCCCAACUCCAGCUAUUGGUACACCAGUUGAGAGUGUUAAUGAAGUAGAUUUUGCUUUAGCUUUGCAAGCAUCUUCUUCAUCUAAAAAUAGCAAGACAUGUUUUAAUGUUAAAGCUUUGAGCUUGAAUUCUUUCAAUUAUAAUGCCAAUAUUGCCAAUGAGAGCGAAAUCAGGAGUUGUAAUGCAAAGGGAAAGGAAAUAUCAACUCUAGAUAUUGGUGGAGUUGACUGGAACCAGAAAUUUGUUCCUUAUGAUGAUGAGUUUUCUAGCAUUGAUCACAGUAAGGAAUUAAGUACUGUAAAUGCUUCUUCUGUGGAUGAAGUGAAAAUAAAUGGGAAACAAUGGGGAAAGGAUUGGUGGUGGAGACAGCAUGGAACUGAUGAAUUAUGUAGUAGAGACUAUGUGAUGGAGUGGAUAGGGAGUCAGAUUGGUCCAUCGAACCCAGAUUGGGUAGAAGAAAAGAAGAACAUUAAUGAAAAAGCCGAGUUGGAAACUUCAAGUCCAGUGGAUCAUAAACCAGAUGAAGCAAAUGGCCAAUUACAAGCAUUUGGAGGGGGUGAUACAGAUAAUGUGGUUGAGAAGAAAGAAGCAAGGGGGAAGAAAAACCGAAAGAAAAAGCCCAGGAAGAUGCAGGAAUGGUGGAAAGAAGAGCACCUUGCAGAACUAAGCAAGAAGAGGAGUAAGCUGAAGAAUCUUCAAACCAAGUGGAAGAAAGGCUUGAAAGUGCCACAUUUUGACUUGGGAAGAAGGUUUUAUCUUUGCAGGCGAAGAAACUUCACUGAAGAAGCUCAGGAUGAGAGCGAUCAAAAUGGCGAGUUCAGUUUCAGAAGAGGUUGGAGGAAGAAAAGUACUCGUUCCAUUGGCAGCGACAUGUGGAGUGGAGAUCUUUUCAGCCGCGAGCUCAGCAGCACAACCAGUAUGAGAGGAACACUGUGUUAUGUUGCACCAGAAUAUGGAGGGUGUGGAUACUUAAUGGAGAAAGCUGAUAUUUACAGUUUAGGAGUUUUGAUCCUUGUGAUCGUGUCUGGUAGAAGACCAUUACAUGUUCUUGCAUCUCCCAUGAAGCUAGAGAAAGCCAACUUAAUAAGCUGGUGCAGGCACUUGGCUCAUUCUGGUAACAUUUUAGAACUAGUAGAUGAGAGACUGAAAGAUUACAACAAGGAGCAAGCAAGCUUGUGCAUCAACCUGGCACUUGCUUGCUUACAGAAAAUUCCAGAAUUGAGGCCCGAAACCGGGGAUAUUGUCAAGAUUUUGAAGGGCGACAUGGACCUUCCACCGCUGCCAUUCGAGUUUUCACCAUCUCCUCCUUCCAAGUUUUACAGCAAAUCAAGGACAAAACAAAAGAAAACUACAGAAUAGGCUUUUGCAAUUUCAUCAGCUCAUGCUUAGUGCAGUUCAGAACACAAAGUUGAAACGGAGUGCAUUGUAAAAUUUGUGUUGUGCUGUAUGUAUAUGAGAUAAUUAUUUAUGCUUUUGCCCCACUAAACCGAUGCAUUAACUUAAUUUGAUGACUGAAAAUUCCUUGGCAUUCCCUCUGCGUAAUGGUUUGUGUUAGAGAACAUGUUCUGCCCUUCACUGUAAAGGACAAGGUUUUCUCUGCUUGGUAACAGAAAAAACAUUCAUCAGA
This is a messenger RNA of Neltuma alba, 2539 nucleotides long. RefSeq names its product putative receptor-like protein kinase At1g80870. Gene Ontology annotation, molecular function: ATP binding; protein kinase activity. The record is from RefSeq and is a predicted model, not a curated record. Gene Ontology annotation, biological process: protein phosphorylation. NCBI's taxonomy places the organism in Eukaryota, Viridiplantae, Streptophyta, Magnoliopsida, Fabales, Fabaceae.